CUCACUACUGGCAUUUCUGUUUUUCUAAUUUUCAUUUUUGUUUCUGAAGUUUUGGUAAAGUUAUACCUCAUUCGGCACUAAAUUUAAACUCAGUGACACAAUAUUUGAGAUUUAUAUAAAAUGUGCAUUGAUGCAUGCUUCUUAUAAUUAAAAUUUCAAUAUAAGCCUAAGAAUCUAUCUCAAUUUGUAAGAAUACGUUGCGGUCUCCGCGCUCUUUAAAUCAUUAUAUUAUAUUAAACAUAAAUCAUUCUAAUAUUUGAUUUUUUUGACGAAUUAAAUUUAAAAAUAAAUAUUGUAAAUAAUGAUUACAUAUGAGUUCAACCAUUUGUAGUGAAAGUAAAGUUGUUGUAAGUUGUAUUAAAUAUUAUACCUAUAUGUGAUAUUACAAAUAAUUUACUCGCUACCGACAAUGUCGUGUGAAAUAUUUAUUCGUCAAGCUCGAACUGAGGAUUUACAGCAACGCAUGGAGCUUGUAUGUCGGGCCUAUUCUGGAUAUUUUUGGGAUGCAUUUAUAUUUUUCUUCUUCCAGGAGGCCGCUGCUGUCCUGUUCAUCUUCUGUGGAAUAUCUGCUACAACAUGCCUGGUGCUUCUGCCAAUAGCUGCAGUAGUUGUGGCGGUGACCGUGGUAUGUGUCCACCAUGCACUUGCAUACAAACAGUCACAGAGUUUGCAUCAAGAGAUAAUUGGCAUUGUGGCAGAAGUGAGAGGAGGUCUUCUAUUGACCCCUAGAUCGGAAAGAGUGCCGAUUCACAUUCAACUGGUUGCAGAAAAACAUUCAGCUUAUUCUCAAGUUAUUGGUACCAUCAGUAUCUCAGAGUUCUGGGGUCCUAAUAACAGAGGCUGGCUGCAUGCGAUGGUUGUCCACCCCGAGUGGCGCGGGCGAGGAGUGGCGCGCGCGCUGGCGGGCGCGGCGCGGCGGGCGGCGGCGGCGCGCGGGCUCGAGGCGCUGGAGGCGGCGCUCAGCCACCUGCAGGCCGCCGCGCGCGCCGCGCUGCACGCCGCCGGGUGGGAGUGCCGCGCGGCGUACGAGCGCCCGCUGUGCGGUGCGGCGCUGACGCUUCCACUCGUGCGCCUCGGCGUGGACCUGCCGCUGGCGUGA
Molecule: messenger RNA, 1099 nt
Organism: Vanessa atalanta (red admiral)
Lineage: Eukaryota; Metazoa; Arthropoda; Insecta; Lepidoptera; Nymphalidae
Exons: 6
Coding region: 410-1099 (229 amino acids)
Molecular function (GO): N-acetyltransferase activity
Source: RefSeq, a predicted model, not a curated record